GAUCAAUCAAUUAAACUUCAAGAUAUAACCGAGUUAAUCAAAAUAUGGAGAUUUUGAAACGCGUCCUCUUUGCAUUACUUGUUGGUUUUUAUAUAGCUACAAUAGCUUUUGCACAAAACGAUCAAUCAGGAUUCAUAAGCAUUGAUUGUGGAUUACCAGCAGGUUCUAACUAUACUGACAUAAGAACAGGCAUAUCUUACGUUUCAGAUGAAGGUCAUGUCAGUGGUGGAGUAAGCCAUAGCAUAUCACCUAUAUACCAAUCCAAUUCCCUAGAAAAGCCGUUCUUCACAGUUACAAGCUUUCCUUCUGGGACAAAAAACUGCUACACUCUAAGCCCAUCUCAAGGGAGUUUGGGCAAAUACUUAAUCAGGGCUAGUUUUUUCUAUGGAGAUUAUGAUGGAAGUGGCCAAUUACCAAUUUUUGAUAUUUACCUUGGAGAAGAUUACUGGGACACUAUCAUAAUAUCUAAUGCUUCUAUACCGUAUUGGACGGAAGUUAUACACACCCCCUCCAAUGACUACAUAACUGUUUGCCUUGUCAAAAGAGAUACUACAACUCCUUUUAUUUCAGCCUUAGAGUUAAGGCCAUUGAAUAUUACCAUAUACCCAACGCUAAGUAAAUCACUGAAACUUUUCGUACGUGAGAACUAUGGCUCCUUAACCAAUCAACUCAUUAGGUACAAAGAUGAUGCAUAUGAUAGAAUUUGGGUACCAAUUCCAUCGGAGAAUGCGGGAAUUCUUAGUACAACACAAGACGUAGUUGAAAACAGUUAUAAGGUACCAUCGGCGGUAUUGAGCACGGCUGUGACACCGCUGCCCUUCCAGUUGACGCCUGGCAAUAUCAGCGACAAGUAUUACAUAUACCUGCACUUCGCCGAAGUUGAAGAAUUGCUGGGGACACAAACAAGGGAAUUCAACAUUUAUAUUAAUGAUAACCUCUUUUAUGGACCUUUGUCUCCGGCAUAUUUGUCGACCACAACGGUAUACACAUUGUCUCCGGGCUAUGGUUACGAACGGUACGAUAUUGUCAUUAACAGUACUGCCACUUCUACUCUUCCACCACUCAUUAAAGCUCUCGAAAUUUAUAGAGAGAUAUAGUUAGCUAGAAAACCAGAAUAUAUAUUAACAAUCCGUCGGCUGUGGUGUGGAAUGAGAUAAAGCAAUUUUUCAUCGAGGAAAUCGAAGGUCGAGAUGGAAAAUUUUUGGGCUGUACAUGUUCUCGUUGUACCUAUCUUUUUUCACUUUCUCAUUAUCUACACUGAAUUGA
Molecule: messenger RNA, 1266 nt
Organism: Nicotiana tabacum (common tobacco)
Lineage: Eukaryota; Viridiplantae; Streptophyta; Magnoliopsida; Solanales; Solanaceae
Product: putative leucine-rich repeat receptor-like protein kinase At2g19210
Source: RefSeq, a predicted model, not a curated record